GAGGAAUUUCAAACGGGGAGGGGCGGGGGGCGUAUAUAGAAGGAAGGGGCGGGGCCUUGGCAGGCCUGGUGGCGGCGGCGACAACAGCGGCGGCGAGCGCGGAGUAGCGGCCGGGCAUGCCCGCUGCCCCCCACCGGGCCCCAGACCUGCCCCCCGGUGCCCACCAUGGAGCUGGCGCAAGCGCCCGCAGACCUGGCCCAGCUGCAGGCGGAGGUGGGGCGCCUGGCGGCCGAGCUGCAGGAGGCAACGCAGGAGAAGGUGCAGGCCGCCCAGUACGGGCUGGCGGUGCUGGAGGAGAACGGGGAGCUUAAGCAGCGCUGCGGGGAGCUGGAGGGGCAGUUGGACAGGCUGAGCUCAGAGCUGACCGAGAUGAAGGAGGCCCUGGCUGAGUGUCACAGCAGCCACAAGCGGGCAGCGGUGGCCGGGGAGAACCGGGAGGAGAGCCUGGUGCGCGAGGCUGCGGCCAAGGAGGCCCAGCUGGCCGCCCGCCUCGAGGAGCAGCAGGGGGAGCUGAGGCAGCUGCGGUGCCAGCUGAGCAACGCGGGUGCCGAGAGCGAGCGGCUGAGCGCCGCCCUGCAGGACCUGCGCCAGGAGUGCCAGGCCCUGGACGCAGAGAGGGCCCAGCUGCGGGAGGAGCUGAAGCAGCACAAGAGUCGGGAGCUGCGGCAGCUGCAGGACUGCGCCGAGCUGGAGGAGGAGAACAUCUCCCUGCAGAAGCAGGUGUCCGUGCUCAAGGGCAACCAGGUGGACCGGGAGAAAACCUCCCUGGCGGCUGAUGUGCAGGAGGCCCGGCGGCAGCUGGACAGCGCCAGGGAGGCCUUGACAGAGCAGCAGCAGCGCAACGGCCUCCUCCUGGAGCAGCUCAAGGCCAGGCCGGCGUCCCCGGAGCCCCGGCCCUGGCAGGACCUGGUGGCGCAGCUGGAGGGGCAGCUGCGGGCCUCCCGGAAGCUGGCAGGGGAGCUGCAGGCCCGGCUGGCCCAGGCCCAGGAGGAACUGCUGGGGCUGACGGAGGAACUGGCCACCCUCUACCACCAGGUCUGCGCUUGGCGUGGCCUGACACCGCAGCGGGUGGUGCUGGAUUAUUACCGGGACGGGCGCGGCACCAGGAGGCCGGCGGGCAGGAGGGAGCCAGCGGGCAAGCCCCGUCUCCAGCCGGAGCCAGGGGCAGGGCCCUGCGGGGACCAGUCGCCCCCCGGCUCACCCGGGGAGCCCCUCAACGUCUCCAACCUGGCGGUGGUGCUGCGGGAGCAGCUGGGGCACCUGCAGGGGGCGCUGGUCCUGUGGCGGCAGCAGCCCCCCAGGCAGGGCCCGCCGGCCGCCGAGCUGGAGCGGGACAAGGAGGCGCUGGCUGAGGAGGUGCUGAAGCUCCGCUCCUUGCUCGGCACCAAGCGGGAGCAGAUCGCCACGCUGCGCACCGUGCUCAAGGCCAACAAGCAGACGGCGGAGGCAGCGCUCUCCAACCUGAAGGGGCAGUACGAGGGGGAGAAGGCCCUGGUGUCCGACACCAUGCUCAAGUUGCGCCGUGAGCUGAAGGCCCUGAAGGAGGACGCCACCACCUUCUCCUCCCUGCGCGCCAUGUUUGCCAGCAGGUGUGACCAGUACGUGUCCCAGCUGGACGAGAUGCAGCGGCAGCUCGCGGUGGCGGAGGACGAGAAGAAGACACUGAGCUCCCUGCUGCGCAUGGCCAUCCAGCAGAAGCUGGCGCUCACCCAGCGCCUGGAGAGCCUGGAGAGCCCGGCCCGCGGCACCAGGGCCAGACCCCGCAGCACCAGGAGCACCGCGCACUGACACCGUGGGCGCGGCCUUGCAGAGAAACCCGUGGGAUCGGCGCCAAGCAGAGCCAGCGCCGGGCCCAGCACCGCCCGUGCCUUCAGUGCUGCAAACAGCCAACAGACCCCGACCUCUGCCGCAGCCGCCCCCGCCAGCGCGUGGCCACUGUGCCUUAACCGCUCAGGGCUAGGUAGGGCGUGGCCAGCCGGCCCCCUGUGGGCAGAGCACUGGCCGCUGUCUCUGUCUUGCUGAGUGAAACCUUCUCUUCCUGCCUUCAUGGGGUUGGCUCAGGAUCCCCACACUUACGGAGCAGGGGUCGGGCCUGGUGCUCAGAGCCCCCACCACACACACACUUACGGAGCAGGGGCCGGGCCUGGUGCUCAGAGCCCCCCACCCACACACACACACUUACGGGGCAGGGGCCCGGCCUGGGCCUGGUGCUCAGAGGCAUCUUUGAGGCACUAUCGCCUUUUCACUGCACCGUUUUGCACUUAGAACUGCCGAUCUCAGGGGAGUGGCUAUGGGGGUACACGGGGUGUGGUGGGAUCGGGGGGCUGUGCUGUAUGAACGGCUGUGUGUAUCCCCUGGGCUCAGACAAGUGACCGGGGCCUGUUUACUUUGCCUCCAAUUAAAGGGCUUUGGUCUCCUC
This is a messenger RNA of Chrysemys picta bellii (western painted turtle), 2419 nucleotides long. Lineage: Eukaryota; Metazoa; Chordata; Testudines; Emydidae. The record is from RefSeq and is a predicted model, not a curated record.